Molecule: messenger RNA, 3765 nt
Organism: Platichthys flesus (European flounder)
Lineage: Eukaryota; Metazoa; Chordata; Actinopteri; Pleuronectiformes; Pleuronectidae
Gene: paxip1
Product: PAX interacting (with transcription-activation domain) protein 1
Exons: 23
Coding region: 116-3490 (1124 amino acids)
Biological process (GO): positive regulation of transcription initiation by RNA polymerase II
Cellular component (GO): nucleus
Source: RefSeq, a predicted model, not a curated record
AGUGGCGGUCGGAUGUACGGUUCGCUCAGAGGCUGCAGCUUAGCACCGACGCUCUCCCGUUUUGAGCCAGGGACAUAGCUUCAUUGACUGACUCUGGAUACGUGCAUUGACAGCCAUGUCUCAAGAGGACAGUAUGAGUUUCAAUGAACUUUUCACAGACGUCAAAUUCUACCUGGUGGGGGACAUUGACCAUAAGGUUGUGCAGCUUCUGAAGGCAGGAAAAGGGAAGGAGGUGUCUUACAAUGCCCUCGCCACUCACAUCAUUGCAGAGGACGGAGACAACCCAGAGGUGGGCGAAUCCAGGGAGGUAUUUGAUCUGCCGGUUGUCAAGCCAUCCUGGGUGACUCUCUCAGUCCGAUGUGGAGACCUCUUACCAGUUACUGGAUUCUCCCCUGAAUCAGAACAGAUAUUCUUUGGUGUGACAGCUUGUCUUCCCAGGCUUCCAGAUGAUCUAAACACCUUGUGGGCUUACAUUACCUUUUAUGGAGGAGAAUGUCAGCUUAACCUUAACAAGAGGGUCACCCACUUAGUGGUUAAGGAAUCAAAAGGGGCAAAGUUUGAGUGUGCCCUGAAACACUCUGGUAUCACGAUUGUUACCCCGGACUGGAUCACAGAUUCUGUUAAAGACAAGAGCAGGAAGGAUGAGGCUCUCUAUCAUCCUAGACUUAUAUACGUGGAGCCUGAGGAAGAAGAAGAAGAGAGUGAAGCAGAGUCGUAUGAACAGCACUCUCAUUCAGACGGAAGCUUCAGCCCUCGACGAACCCAGCUCUCCAGCUGUGACUCGUCUGGUGAUUCCAGUCCCAGAAGAAGACCAGGCCCCAAAAAACUUAAUUCUGUGUCUCCAACGCCCCUCCGAAAACCUGAGCGCCGCAGUGAGCGUAUGUUCGAUGACUCGGACGAUGAUUCCCCAAUAGAGAAGGAGGGUACCAACCUCAACUGGACGCCUGCUGAGGUUGUUACGCCAACACCACCUAUUCUGACCGGCACAGCUAGACGCCGGGCUGGGCCACCCACCAACAAAGACUCAACGUCAUCUACAGGUAGUGGGCUGAUCAACCUCUGUGCUACUGUGCCUCCUGUGCCUCCUGUACCUGGCAGUGGGGCAGCAUCACCUGCAGAGGCCCUCCCUGGUGCUGUUGCCAUCAGUCAAAGCACACAGCAAGUUCCAGAAAGCUGGAGUCCAGCUGCCAGAACCCUCCGCAACAUUACUAACAGCUCUGAGAUGCAGCCAGCCAAUCGACCUGUCAACAUAGUACAUAUCAUUCAGAAUCUCACAACCAAUCAGUCAAAGCCACUGGAGCAGCAGAGCAACCAGAGCAAUGCUCAAACCCCGAAUAGUGCCAACCCUAUUCUGUUCAGUCAGUCCAAAUUGGCUGCAGAGCAGCAUCAGCACUUACUGCAACAGUCACACCAGGCUGCCCAGCAACAGCAUCAACAGUUACCACAGCAACCACAACAUCCUAUAAUGCACCUCCAACAACAACAACAACAACAACAACAACAACAGCAGCAGCAGCAUCAGAAUCAGAUGAUGCCACUACAUCACCAUCAGCAACACAAUCAACAGCAACAGUCCCAAGCUGCACAGCAACAAAGUUUCCCACAGUUGCCCCAACAGCAGCAGCAGUUUCUACAACAACAACAACAACAACAGCAAAUGCAGCAACAAAUGUUUUCACAGCAGCAGCAAGCAUUCUCCCAGCAGCAACAGCUGCGGCCACAGCAGCUCCUGCGCCCUGGUUUACAGCAGCUGCAACAGCAACAAGCUCUGCAGCAACAGCUUCAACAGUUCCAACAACAGCAACGUAUGCAAAUAUUACAGCAACAACAGAAUCCACAGCAGUUACACCAACAGCAUCUACAGCAGCAGCAACAGCAUUUCCUACAACAACAACAACAACAACAACAAAUGCAACAGAUGCAUCAGCAGCAGCACCUGCAGAACCAGCAACAGGCUCUGCAGCAACAGAAUCAGCAGGCCCUACAGCAACAGCAGCAGACGACGAAGACAACGCUACAGCCUCAGCUCCAGCAGCCGGCUCACAUUACCCAGCUGUUUGGACACGAGCUGGGACAAGAAAUUCCACAAGAUGGCUUCCUGUUAGGCUGUGUGUUUGCUAUUGCUGACUACCCAGAACAGAUGGCUGACAAACAACUCCUGGGCACAUGGAAGAGAGUCAUCCAGGCGUGUGGAGGUACUGUUGACCCAAACCUGACCAGUCGUUGCACACACUUGCUGUGUGAGAGCCAAGUCAGUAACAUGUAUGUUCAGGCACUAAGAGAAGGGAAACGCUGUGUAACAGCCCACUGGCUCAACACUGUACUGAAGAGGAAGAGGAUGGUUCCUCCUCAUCGAACACUACAUCUGCCCUUUGCCUUCCCUCCUGGAGCAAAGCCCUGCUCUCAGCAUAUUAUAUCAGUAACAGGUUUUGUGGAUGCUGACAGAGAUGACCUUAAGCUGAUGGCCUACCUGGCGGGUGCCAGAUACACUGGAUAUCUGUGUCGCAGUAAUACAGUCCUCAUCUGUAAAGAACCUAAGGGGCUUAAAUAUGAGAAGGCCAAGGAGUGGAAGAUCCCAUGUGUAAAUGCACAGUGGUUGUGUGAUAUACUGCUUGGAAAUUUUGAAGCACUGAGACAGAUUCAACACAGCAGAUACUCCAUCUAUACACAACCUGAACCACUGGUGCCCAACCUACAACUGGUCCAGAACCUACUGACUGCUUGGAGAACACCAAUCAAAGUAUCUCCUGAAGCUUUGGCGAACCUCCAGCUGUUGCAAAAGCAAAAGAUCGCUGUUUCCACUAGCCAGCCUGCAAACAAGAAGGCCAGACUGGAUGAGAUGCAGUCCCCCAGUAAGAUGCUUCCUCCAGAGUCCACUCCUCAAGUACUGUUCACAGGCUUUGAGCCUUCACAAGUACAGCAGUACACAAAGAGGUUACAUGCUUUAGGUGGGGAAGUAGCAGACAGCAGUCAGAAGGUCACUCACCUGGUGGCCACUAAGGUCACGCGCACCGUUAAGUUCCUUACUGCCAUGUCUGUGGUCAAACACAUCGUUAGCCCAGAGUGGCUGGAGGAGAGCUGGAGGAGCCAGAAGUUUGUGGAUGAGCAGGCUCACAGUCUGAAGGAUGCAGAGGCAGAGGUGUUGUUUGGAUUCAGUCUGGAGGAAUCACUAAAGAGAGCCCACAGUUCACCUCUCUUCAAGGGGAAGUACUUCUACCUCACCCCGGGGAUCUGCCCAAGUCUAAGCACCAUGAAGCCCAUCCUGGAGAGUGCUGGAGGAAAGCUGCUGGCUAAACAGCCUUCUUACAGAAAGAUUAUGGAGCACAAACAGAAUAAGAACCUUCCAGAGAUCAUCUUAAUUUCCUGUGACAAUGACCUGCACCUCUGUAGAGAAUACUUUUUGAAGAACAUUGAUGUCCACAAUGCUGAGUUCAUUCUGACAGGAGUUCUCACCCAGCAACUCGACUAUGACUCAUAUAAAUUCACUUGAUGGUGAAGCAAUGAUUGCAAGAAGCGGAAGAGGAAUAGAGAAGCUACCUGUGUACACUAGUCACAUCUACUUUUCUAUGUUUUUAAUUAUGUGCAUAGAUUUCAAGUCAUUUUUUAGCCUUUUGUUACCUGUUUCAGAAUAAAUAAAUUGAUGUUAUUUUUGUGAAAUUAAUAUUUAAAUUAUAUAGGAUUUAAAAAUGUUCUUGUUUUCAAAUAGAAUGUGUAAAGACUUCAGCUCACACACUACUUUGGAAUAAAGUUUGUGGAAAUCUCGAA